UCAAACCACUAGAUACUCAAAUUAAAAUCAAUUUAAAGAAAUAAUUGUAUAUAACUUAUAUUAUGAGAUAUGACUAAGCUUGAAAUCAAAUCAUGAUCAUUCAAAACUCGACACCUUCUUCCUGCAUGUCCAUCUCUCUCUUUCUCUCUCUACCUUGACCUUUUUGAUCAUACUCAAUCAAACUCUUAGACCCUUCUUCUUUUCUAUUUUCUUUCUUUUUUCACUUUCAUGGCAAAUCUUCUCAACAUGUACAUAACUUGGAAUCACAUGUAUACUUAUUUAUAGCAAGAAUUUCUAUUUCUGUUCUUGGUGUUUUCUUGAAUCUUGAAUGAAUGAUCCAAGUGAGUAUUUUUCACUUCAUACGGUUACAUUAGAAGCUGAGUCAAAUCUCUUUGUUGCAGCUUCAUUUUCUGAAAUCAAGUUCAAGUUCUUCUUUUAAUUUAGUCUUUUCUUUAACUUUAAUUUUCCAAUUCAGAAACUGGGUUAUCUUGUUUUGAGUUUCAUCAGUUUCUGAUACUGGUUUAGAGCUCUUCUGCUAAAUCAGCAUUUUGUUUCAUACCCAAAACUAAAAAAGAAGCCAAUUUUUCUUUCAUCUUCUUAAUUUCACUCUCCAAAUUAUUUUGUUUCUUCAAAGCUAUAAUCUCUAAAUACUAGCUUCAAACUCAACAAAAAAGAACAAGAAAAAGAAAAGAAAAACAUUUUCACUUUCUUUUCUUUCACCCCAAACCAAACAACAACUGUGUUUUGGGAAAAAAGAGGCUCAUGGGGUUUGUAAAAGCAGUCGAUUUUCUAGGUGGGCUUCUCAUGGUUUCUUUGUUAGUGAACUCAGUGGUGGGAAUUGGAGUCAAUUGGGGAACUCAGGCGACUCAUCGUUUGCCUCCUGCAACAGUGGUGAAGUUGCUAAAGGAUAAUGGAAUCCAAAAGGCUAAGCUCUUUGAUGCAGAUUCAGCAAUAUUGAAUGCUUUAAAAAAUUCUGGGAUUCAAGUCAUGGUGGGUAUCCCAAACGACAUGCUUAGUAGCAUGGCUAGUACUGUCAAAACAGCUGAGAAUUGGGUAGCUAAAAAUGUCUCCAGUCACGUCUCAAACGGUGUGGACAUUAGGUAUGUUGCAGUUGGGAAUGAACCAUUCUUGUCAACCUACAAUGGAAGUUUCCUCCAAACAACUUAUCCUGCUCUUCAAAACAUUCAAUCAGCCCUUAUUAAAGCUGGUUUGAGCAGCCAAGUUAAAGUCACUAUCCCUUUAAACGCUGAUGUAUAUGGCAGCUCGAGUGAGAAACCUUCCGACGGUGACUUCAGAACAGACAUAAAAGAUCUCAUGGUGGCCAUCGUUAAGUUCUUAAGCGACAAUGGAGGUUCCUUUACUGUAAACAUCUAUCCUUUUAUCAGCCUCCACAACGAUCCCAAUUUCCCUGUUGAUUUCGCAUUCUUUGAUGGCUAUUCCGCUGCCAUAAACGACAAUGGAAAAAUCUACCAGAAUGUCUUGGAUGCAAACCAUGACACACUGGUAUGGGCUCUGCAGAAAAAUGGAUUUGGAAACUUGUCCAUAAUCAUCGGUGAGAUUGGCUGGCCUACUGAUGGUGACAAAAGUGCAACUGUAGAGCUUGCUCAGCGGUUCAACCAAGGGUUCAUGUCUAGGUUCAAUGCCGAGACAGGAACCCCAAUGAGACCUGGACCCAUGGAUGUCUACUUGUUUAGUCUCAUUGAUGAAGAUCACAAGAGCAUUCUGCCAGGGAACUUCGAACGCCAUUGGGGUAUUUUUUAUUUCGAUGGAUCACCCAAGUACCAGCUGAAGCUAGGUUCCAAUUCAAACGGGUUAGUACCAGCAACCAAUGUGCGUUACCUGGCUAAAAAAUGGUGUGUUUUGUCUUCAUCCGCUAACUUGCAGGAUCCACAAUUGGCACCGAGUGUGAGCUAUGCUUGUGAAAAUGGUGAUUGCACCAGUCUUGGAUAUGGUUCUUCUUGUGAAAACUUGGAUGCUCGAGGAAACAUUUCCUAUGCAUUCAACAGUUACUAUCAGAUAAGCAACCAGCUAGAUAGUGCCUGUAGAUUCCCAAAUCUUUCUGCCAUCACUGACCAAGACCCAUCAGUUGAAAACUGCAAAUUUCGGAUCAUGAUCCAAGCAGAAUCACCAGCUAAUAUCGGAUCAGGAGCAGGAGCAGGAGCUGGAGCUGGCUAUCUUAAAAAGCCCCAUGGUUUGAUGAUGAUGGUGAUGAUGUUGUUGUUGUCUCUGACUACAAUGGUAUUGUGAUUCUUGGCCUUUUGAGCUUGUAUUAGUAUUAUCAUUAUUACUAGUUUUUUCUUUCCCUUCCCAGUUGAUGUUGUUUAUAGAGAAUUAGUACUGGUAGCUUGGGUUUAAAGUUUGGACUUUCAAAAGCUGCAGCUAUGUUUGUAUUGGACAACAAAUUGAUCAGCCAGCUAACAUUUAUGCUAUUCAAUUUGUUAACAUUCACAUUAAGUUCAAAUUCUAAAACAUAUAGAUGUUUUUUUCUAUAA
Cannabis sativa is the source of this 2492-nucleotide messenger RNA. Its product is annotated as glucan endo-1,3-beta-glucosidase 5. The record is from RefSeq and is a predicted model, not a curated record. Bases 763 to 2247 code for a protein of 494 amino acids. Lineage: Eukaryota; Viridiplantae; Streptophyta; Magnoliopsida; Rosales; Cannabaceae. The transcript has 3 exons. Gene Ontology annotation, biological process: carbohydrate metabolic process. Gene Ontology annotation, molecular function: hydrolase activity, hydrolyzing O-glycosyl compounds. Gene Ontology annotation, cellular component: plasma membrane.